Cryptomeria japonica (Japanese cedar) is the source of this 4675-nucleotide messenger RNA. RefSeq names its product eukaryotic translation initiation factor 5B. Bases 340 to 4158 code for a protein of 1272 amino acids. The transcript has 12 exons. Lineage: Eukaryota; Viridiplantae; Streptophyta; Pinopsida; Cupressales; Cupressaceae. Gene Ontology annotation, biological process: translational initiation. The record is from RefSeq and is a predicted model, not a curated record. Gene Ontology annotation, molecular function: GTP binding; translation initiation factor activity; GTPase activity.
CAUAUGGUGAGAAAAAUGAACGAAUCUUUGGUUUUACGGAAAAAAAGCUAUGAUUUUUGAAGAGAUUCAAAACAGACAUUACAGAUUAGGGUGCCGAAUAUCUGAUCGUUUUGCUUCUCUUCCUCAUCAUUUGAUGUCCUGGAUUUAGAGUCUGUCAUGUCCACAAAGGGAACGCCUUUGAUAAAAAAUUUGCAGCCCAAUCAGGGCAGUGAAGAGCGACAGAAUCAAUUGUUUUUCGGUAUUCAGCGCUGUUCUUAUUCAAUUUAUUCUUUUUAUCUGGAGUUUUCGGAGAGGAUAUAGCAGUCAUAGAGUUCGCAGGGCAAAAGGUUAGGGUUUUUGAUGGGUCGGAAGAAAGCAGGCGUGUCCGCAGGGGACGAUGCCCCUGCCGCUCAGAGCGGUAAAAGUAAAAAGAAGAAUCUGAUCGUUGAUGACGAUGAAUACGCGAUUGUCGAUCCAGUGGCUGACAACAACGCAGAUGCAGCUUUGGAGGAUGAAGUUUCUGCUUUGCUUAUAGGAAAAAAGAAGGCCAAGGGUAAGAAAAGUGCAAUUGAACAGCAAGAGCGUGAAUUUGAAGAGAUUAAGGAGAGCCUUCCAGAAGAGGAAGAGACUAUUAUUAGCUUUAGUGGUAAAAAGAAGGGGAAGAAGGGUAGUCAGAAGAAAUUUGAGGAGGACAGAGAGCCUUCUUUUGUUAAUGUAAAGGAGGAGGAUGAUAAUGAUGAUGAUGGUACCAUUGUUUUUUCUGGAAAGAAGAAGGCCAAAGGUAAGAAAAAUGCUUCGUUCACAACUUCAAUGCUGAAUGCUGGGAUUUUGGAUGAAGAAGAUGGGGAAGGAGAUAACUCAGUGGACAAUUUUACACUGGAGGAAAAACACGAGGACAGUGAAGUAGAUGAUGUAAUUCAAUUUACAGGGAAAAAGAAAGGGAAGGCAGGCAAAAAGACAGAGAAGAUAGUGGAAGGCAAUGCCAAUGCUAAUGCAAACGAUGAUGCCGUCGUGAUUGAUGAAGGUCAAAAGCAAGAAGGGCCUGCAAGUGUUCAAGAACCUCUACCUUCUACUGGUUCAGCUGUAUCCAAGAAACAAAAACAAAAGAAGAAAAAAAGUGGAAGAACUGCCGAGGAGGAGGAGGAUCUGGAUAAGAUUCUGGCUGAGCUAGAUUUAGGUACAGAAAAGUCCAAGUCUGCUGGGGCAGAUGAAGUGCCUAAAUCAGAGACCAUUGAAUCUGAACCAGCAAAAGAAGAAGUAGUACCAGAUGAAGUUAGUGCUGAACCUGAAGGGCCUGGGGAAUCAGCAGCAGCAAAGAAAAAGAAGAAAAAGAAAGAAAAAGAGAAAGAGAAGAAGGCAGCAGUUGCAGCCGCUGAAGAGAAGGGUGAAGCAGAGACAAAAGAGGAAAAAUCCAAGGAGGUUAAAGGAAAGAUUCCAGACAAGAAGGUCCCAAAACAUGUAAGAGAAAUGCAGGAAAGGUUGGCAAGGUUGAAAGAAGAGGAGGAGAGAAGGAAGCGUGAGGAAGAAGAGAAGCGAAGAAAAGAAGAGGAAGAGCAGCGUAGAUUAGAAGAAUUGGAAAGGCAGAAAGAAGAGGCCAAGCGCAGGAAAAAAGAAAGAGAAAAAGAAAAACUUCAGAAGAAGAAGGCAGAGGGUAAAUUACUAACUGGGAAACAGAAGGAAGAAGCUCGCAGGUUGGCUUUAAUGAGAGAGCAGUUCCUUGCCCAAAGUGGGGGUUUAUCUGAUCUCUCAAAGGAGGAGCAAACUGCUUCAGCACCCAAGAAGCCAAAGUACGAGACAAAGAAGAAAAAGCGUGGUCCUACUACUGCUGAUUCUGCAGCUUCUCAGCAGGCUAUGCUAACAGAAGACCAUGACAUCCAAGAUGAAGCUCCGCAAGAGGCAUAUGAUAAAGUAAAGGAAGAGGCCAGUGCAAUGAUAAUCGAGCCUGUUGAGAAUGAGGUUCACAUGGAUGUUGAGCAGGAGAAAAUGGAAACUGAAGAGGAAGAGGAAGAUGAUUGGGAUGCCAAAAGUUGGGAUGAUAAAGAUGUGGCUUUACAAGUUAAAAGUGCUUUUGCUGAAGAGGAAGAGAGUUCCAUAAGCAACAAAAUUAUCAAGAGUUCUGCUGGCCCUGCAUCUAAGUCUGUUGUAAAAAAUACAGCUGCUGCAUCUGUGCCUAAAUCAGCACCAAUGUCAAGUGUAGCAAAGACUGCCCCUCCCGUUAAACCAUCUUUGCCUGUAAAGCAGGUUGAACAAGUGCAACCGGAAAGUGAAGAAGACUCCGAAAGUGAAGAAACUGAGAGUGAAGAUGAAAACAUGGAGGAUAACAAGAGACAGGCAGCAUCAAGGAAGCGUGAGGAGAGGAAAGCAGAAGCACUAUUGAAAAGGAAUGCAGAUGAUUUGCGCUCGCCUAUUUGUUGCAUUCUUGGUCAUGUUGAUACAGGUAAGACAAAGUUGCUCGAUUGUAUUCGGCGAACAAAUGUGCAGGAAGGUGAGGCAGGAGGAAUCACUCAACAAAUUGGAGCCACAUAUUUUCCAAUGGAAAACAUACGGGAGAGGACAAAAGAGUUGAAGGCAGAUGCUAAUUUAAGGGUACCUGGUUUACUAGUAAUUGACACUCCUGGGCAUGAAUCUUUCACAAAUUUGAGAGCUCGAGGUUCUAGCUUAUGUGAUAUUGCGAUAUUGGUUGUUGAUAUCAUGCAUGGCUUGGAACCACAAACGCUUGAGUCACUAAAUCUUUUGAAAAUGCGACAUACACCCUUUAUAGUUGCCCUGAAUAAGGUGGAUAGGCUCUAUGGUUGGAAGGCCCGUCCAAAUGCUCCUAUAAGAAUGACCUUUAAGCAACAGUCAAAAGAUGUUCAAAAUGAGUUUGAACACCGGCUCACUCAGGUUAUAACAGAGCUCAAAGAGCAAGGGCUGAAUUCUGAGCUGUAUUUUAGAAAUAAAGAAGUGAAGAAAUAUGUCAGUAUUGUGCCAACUAGUGCGAUCAGUGGAGAAGGUGUGCCAGAUCUCCUUAUGUUACUUGUGCAGUUAACACAAAAAAUGAUGGAGGAAAGGCUUAUGUACAUCAGUGAAGUUCAGUGUACCGUCUUGGAGGUGAAGGUUAUAGAAGGAUUGGGAACUACAAUUGAUGUUAUAUUGAUAAAUGGUGUGCUUCAUGAAGGCGAUCAGAUUGUGGUCUGUGGAAUGCAGGGUCCCAUUGUAACAACUAUCCGUGCUUUAUUGACUCCACAUCCAAUGAAGGAGCUUCGAGUGAAGGGAUCUUAUCAACAUCACAAGGAGUUAAAGGCAGCACAGGGAAUCAAGAUAACCGCUCAGGGUCUUGAGCAUGCCAUAGCAGGAACUCAGUUAUAUGUUGUUGGACCUGAUGAUGAUUUAGAUGAUGUUAAGGAAGAAGCAAUGCAAGAUAUAAGCAAUGUAAUGUCUCGGAUUGACAAGAGUGGGGAAGGAGUUUAUGUUCAAGCUUCAACUCUUGGAUCUUUGGAGGCUUUACUUGAGUUCUUGAAGACCCCAGCUGUGAGCAUCCCGGUUAGUGCAAUUGGUAUUGGGCCUGUGCAUAAAAAAGAUGUCAUGCGUGCGAGUGUAAUGCUUGAGAAAAAGAAGAAAGAGUAUGCUGCAAUUUUGGCAUUUGAUGUCAAAAUUACUCCUGAAGCUCGGGAGCUUGCAGAUGAAGUUGGUGUCAAAAUAUUUGCAGCGGACAUUAUUUAUCAUCUGUUUGACCAGUUUAAAGCAUACAUGGACAAUCUUAAGGAGGAAAGGAAAAAGGAGGCUGCAGAAGAUGCUGUUUUCCCCUGUGUCCUGGGCAUUUUGCCAAAUUGUAUUUUUAACAAGAAGGAUCCUAUAGUUGUUGGUGUUGAUAUUCUUGAAGGCAUUGCAAGGAUUGGCACGCCAUUAUGUGUUCCCACAAAAGAUUUCAUAGAUAUUGGCAAAAUAGCUUCAAUUGAGAUCAAUCAUAAAGCAGUUGACAUGGCUAAGAAGGGUGAAAAAGUGGCCAUGAAGAUUGUUGGGAGCAACGCUGAUGAAGCACAGAAAAUGUUUGGAAGGCAUUUUGAAAUGGAGGAUGAAUUUGUGAGUCAUCUCACUAGAAGAUCCAUAGAUAUAUUGAAAGAAAACUACAGGGAUGAUUUGUCCAAUGAUGAUUGGAAACUUGUGGUGAAAUUGAAAAAGCUGUUAAAAAUUCCUUAAGCCACUACUAAUGAUGCAUUGUGGGAUGGAACUUUGGAUUGGAGCAAAACUCUGAUGAAAAUGGGAAGAUGCACCCUGCAACAUUACAAACACCACAUUCAGGAUUACAAAUGGUGAACUUUGUUGAUGCCAGAACAGGAGCUUCUGCUUCCUAAGUUUCUGCAUCCUAAGCUUCUUCUAUAUGUUUUGCUAUGUGGUUUAUGUGCUACCUAUCUGGCUACAAUAAGACAGUAAUGAAUUUCAGAUCCUCUCUAUGCAGGAGGGCAUUUGAAUUUCUCUGCUGUUUAGCUCGCUUUCUGAAAUUUAAUAGUCUGAAGGGGCAUGCAGUCUUGCCAUGCGAGAAAUGGAAGAGAUUGAUCCGAAGAGUAUAGAUUUUGUGUAAUGAUCUGUUUUAUGAACUCUUCAUGUAAUGAGGAAAAUAUCAUGAAAAUGUUGUUUUAAAUAAAAUCAUGUUUUACCACAAUUGUAUGAAACCAAAAAUAUUUCCAUUUUGAUGAUGCCAUACCAUAUGGUCUCA